Trypanosoma conorhini is the source of this 1161-nucleotide messenger RNA. Its product is annotated as pterin-4-alpha-carbinolamine dehydratase. NCBI's taxonomy places the organism in Eukaryota, Euglenozoa, Kinetoplastea, Trypanosomatida, Trypanosomatidae. Bases 1 to 1161 code for a protein of 386 amino acids. The transcript has a single exon. The record is from RefSeq and is a predicted model, not a curated record.
AUGCAGUCCGGGAUGCAUCUGGAGAUUCACACGCACCCGCUCUCCGACGAGUUGGGCAGCCGGCAGACGAGCCUGUUACCCGGGCAGGUGCGCACGCCGAAGUACCGCGUCCACUCGCCCAUCACCGACUGGGCCGCGACCAGCAGCGUCUUCGACGACGGCUGCAGCGCGCGCGCGGGUCUUGGCGUGAAUGGCGAGGAGAGCCACUACCCGCCGUCCCAUACGACCCCGAUGACGGUCUACGGGCAGGGCGACCUGUGGGGCAACGGGGGCGACUUCAGCGCGCAGGUCUCCUGCGCCUUCCUGGACGCGCUUGAGCCGGCGGCGUCGGAUGCGCCCCCAGCGGUGGAGGCGACGAGCGCCAGUCCACCGACGCUGCCGGCGGCGUCGGAUACCGUUUCCCCCACGACGGCGCCCGACUGUCCGACCUCCACCGCGAGUGGGGCGUCUGCGACAUCCGUAGAGUGCUCCGUGCGGGCGGGGGUCGUGAGCGCAGCUGCCCGGGCGGGCCCGCCGGCUGCGUUUCCGCCGCCCGCGGAGCUGCGGUACACGGCAAGCUGCAUCAAGUACCACCACCACCACCACCUCGCGCCCCACGUCGCCAGCUUGAAGGACGUUGCGUGGAGCAUCAUCGCGGCGGCGGGGCUGCCCCUGUCCAUCGCCUGCCUGGACGACUACAUCACGGAGGGGCAGCUGCAGCUGCCGCAGCCCCCGCAGGCGGCGCAGCCGUCGGACCCCUUCGCCCCCACGGCGUCCCCCAGCCGGCCUGUCGCCAAAGCGGCCCCCGCAAGGAGAAAGACUCAAAGUGAGUCGCUUAGCGACCUGCUUUACUUUCACGCGAACUUUUUUCCCCCACCGCCUCCGCCGCACGCCCCCAUGCAGACCCGCCUCAGCCGUGCCGCGCUGUGGUACCAUUACGCCUCCAAGUGGGACAUAGCCCACCGCAUGCCGCCGCCGCCCCGCAGCCCACUGCCCGAGAUGGAGCUGGAGCGGCGGGAGCAGCUGCUUAGCCUCAGCCGUGCCCCCUACCACAGCGACCGGUGGCUGAAGAUCUGCGAGCACUGGUUUGAGGUGAUCAGGCAGCAGUUCAACUACCCGACUGCGAACACGGCGGUCCCGCUUUCGCGAAGUUUUGUGCUGAGCCACGUCGUGGUCGCGUAA